AUGAAGUCUGGCGCUGGAGGAGGGUCCCUCGCCGUCUUCUGGGGGUUUCUGCUCGCCUUCGCCGCGCUUGGUCUGGGGCCGACAAAUGGGGAAAUUUGUGGGCCAAAUGUUGACAUUCGCAAUGAUAUCCAUGAGCUGAAACGUCUGGAGAACUGUACGGUAAUUGAGGGUUUCCUUCAAAUUCUGCUCAUCUCUAAAGCAGAGGAUUACCGCAACUUCCGCUUCCCAAAGCUCACUGUCAUAACUGACUAUUUGCUGCUGUUCCGUGUGGCAGGCUUGGAAAGCCUCAGCGAUCUCUUCCCCAACCUCACAGUUAUUCGUGGGAGGAACCUUUUCUACAACUAUGCCUUGGUUAUCUUUGAAAUGACAAAUCUUAAAGAGAUUGGGCUUCACAAUUUGAGGAACAUAACCCGCGGGGCCAUACGGAUUGAGAAGAACUCUGACCUCUGUUACCUCUCCACGGUGGACUGGUCUCUCAUCCUAGAUGCGGUGUCCAAUAACUACAUUGUUGGGAAUAAACCUCCAAAGGAAUGUGGGGACUUGUGUCCAGGAACAAUGGAAGAGAAGCCAUUGUGCGAGAAGACCUCUAUUAACAACGAGUACAACUACCGCUGCUGGACCACCAACCACUGCCAGAAAAUGUGCCCCAGCUCAUGUGGCAAGCGAGCCUGUACAGACCAAAAUGAGUGUUGCCAUCCCGAGUGCUUGGGGAGCUGCACAGCGCCUGACAACAACACCGCUUGCGUGGCCUGCCGCAAUUACUACUAUGAAGGAGUCUGCAUGCCCACCUGCCCUCCCAACACCUACAAAUUUGAGGGCUGGCGCUGCGUGACUAAGGAGUUUUGCUCCAAAGUCCCUGCCACCGAAACAAGUGAAUAUGAGAGGUUUGUGAUUCACAAUGAUGAGUGCAUGGCAGAGUGCCCCUCUGGAUUCAUACGCAACGGGAGCCAAAGUAUGUUCUGCAGUCCCUGUGAAGGGCCAUGCCCCAAAAUUUGUGAGGACGGGAAAACGAAGACCAUUGACUCUGUCACAUCAGCACAAAUGUUGCAGGGAUGCACAAUUCUCAAGGGGAAUUUGCUGAUUAACAUCCGUCGUGGAAAUAACAUCGCUUCAGAACUGGAGAAUUUUAUGGGCCUGAUUGAGACAGUAACAGGGUACGUGAAGAUUCGCCAUUCCCAUGCAUUAGUCUCCCUGUCUUUCUUGAAGAACCUGCGGUAUAUUCUGGGAGAGGAACAAGUGGACGGGAAUUAUUCUUUUUAUGUGCUUGAUAACCACAAUCUUCAGCAGCUGUGGGACUGGAACCAUCAUAACUUGACGAUCAAGGAGGGGAAAAUGUACUUUGCAUUUAAUCCUAAACUGUGUGUUUCUGAGAUCUACCGUAUGGAGGAAGUUUCAGGAACCAAAGGGCGACAGAGCAAAGGAGAUAUAAAUCCAAGGAACAAUGGGGAGAGAGCCUCUUGCGAAAGCCACAUUCUGCGUUUUGUUUCCAACACUACACUGAAGAAUCGGAUUAAACUAACGUGGGAACGGUAUCGGCCUCCGGAUUACAGAGAUCUCAUUAGCUUCACUGUUUACUACAAAGAAGCGCCAUUUAAAAAUGUAACGGAGUACGAUGGUCAAGAUGCAUGUGGCUCCAAUAGCUGGAACAUGGUUGAUGUUGACCUGCCACCAAACAAAGAGAACAACCCUGGAAUUUUACUACAGGGAUUGAAACCUUGGACUCAGUAUGCCAUUUAUGUCAAGGCUGUUACCCUCACAAUGAUGGAAAACCAUCAUAUUCAUGGAGCAAAAAGUGAAAUUGUUUAUAUACGAACCAAUGCUGCAGUGCCAUCCAUUCCCUUGGAUGUUAUUUCAGCAUCCAACUCCUCUUCCCAACUGAUUGUGAAAUGGAAUCCUCCCUCUCUUCCCAAUGGCAAUCUCUCAUACUAUAUUGUACGAUGGCAGCAGCAACCUCAGGACAGUUAUCUUUACAGACACAAUUACUGCUCCAAAGAUAAAGUCCCUAUUCGAAGAUAUGCUGAUGGGACCAUUGAUACAGAAGAAGCUACUGAGCCCACCAAGCCAGAGGGCUGUGGGGGAGAAAAAGGACCUUGUUGUGCUUGUCCCAAGACAGAGGCAGAAAAGCAAGCUGAGAAGGAGGAAGCAGAGUACCGGAAGGUCUUUGAGAACUUCCUUCACAACUCCAUCUUUGUCCCCAGACCUGAUCGGAAGCGGAGGGACGUGUUCCGAAUUGCAAAUGCCACUUUGGCCACUCGAAACAGGAACACGACUGGGACAGAUCACUUCACCAAUGUUUCUGACACAGAGGAGAGUGAGGUGGAAUACCCGUUCUUCGAGACCAAAGUGGAUGGCAAGGAGAGAACUGUCAUCUCCCACCUCCAGCCUUUUACUCUGUACCGCAUUGAUAUUCACAGCUGCAACCAUGAAGCUGACACACUUGGCUGCAGCGCUUCCAACUUUGUCUUUGCAAGAACCAUGCCUUCAGAGGGAGCAGAUAACAUUCCAGGAACAGUAGCAUGGGAAGCAAAAGAAGAAAACACCGUCUACCUGAGGUGGUUAGAGCCUACCAAUCCAAAUGGGCUGAUACUAAUGUAUGAAAUCAAAUAUGGGCAGCAUGGAGAGGAGAAGCGGGAAUGUGUUUCCAGACAGGAAUACAAAAAGCUCGGGGGAGCUAAACUAACUCACCUGAACCCUGGAAACUAUUCUGCUAGAGUUCAGGCCACUUCGUUAGCUGGAAAUGGGUCAUGGACCGAGCCAGUCUCUUUCUAUGUACAACCCAAAUCAGCAAACUAUGGAAACUUCCUGCACUUGAUAAUUGUGCUUCCCAUUGCUUUCCUGCUCAUCAUUGGGGGUUUACUAAUAAUGCUGUACGUCUUUAACAAAAAGAGGAACAGUGACAGACUGGGCAAUGGGGUACUUUAUGCUUCUGUGAACCCCGAGUACUUCAGUGCUUCAGACGUGUAUGUUCCAGAUGAGUGGGAGGUGCCUCGCGAGAAGAUCACCAUGUGUCGGGAGCUUGGGCAAGGCUCCUUUGGGAUGGUGUAUGAGGGGAUAGCCAAGGGAGUGGUGAAGGAUGAGCCAGAGACCAGGGUGGCCAUCAAAACUGUCAAUGAGUCUGCAAGCAUGCGUGAGAGGAUAGAGUUCUUAAAUGAGGCCUCAGUAAUGAAGGAGUUCAAUUGUCACCAUGUGGUUCGGUUGCUUGGUGUUGUUUCUCAGGGCCAGCCUACCCUAGUUAUCAUGGAGCUGAUGACACGUGGGGACCUCAAAAGUUACCUGAGAUCAUUGAGGCCAGACACAGAGAAUAAUCCUGGCCAGACACCUCCAACUCUAAAGAAGAUGAUUCAAAUGGCAGGAGAGAUUGCUGACGGGAUGGCAUACCUCAACGCCAACAAGUUUGUUCACAGAGAUCUUGCUGCGAGAAACUGCAUGGUGGCAGAAGAUUUCACGGUGAAAAUCGGAGAUUUUGGCAUGACAAGAGAUAUCUACGAGACAGAUUAUUACCGUAAAGGAGGGAAAGGUUUGCUGCCAGUCCGCUGGAUGUCCCCAGAAUCACUGAAAGAUGGAGUCUUCACAACGCACUCCGAUGUCUGGUCUUUCGGUGUUGUACUUUGGGAGAUUGCAACGUUAGCGGAGCAGCCGUACCAAGGCAUGACCAAUGAACAAGUGCUCCGCUUUGUGAUGGAAGGAGGUCUGCUGGAAAAACCCGACAACUGUCCCGAUAUGCUGUUUGAACUGAUGCGCAUGUGCUGGCAGUACAACCCGAAAAUGAGGCCCUCCUUCCUGGAAAUAAUCGGGAGCAUUAAAGACGAGCUGGAUCCAGCGUUCAAAGAGGUCUCCUUCUUCUACAGUGAAGAGAACAAGCCUCCGGAUACAGAGGAGCUUGACCUGGAGACUGAAAACAUGGAGAGCAUUCCUUUAGAUCCCUCCUCCACCCUCCAACCCACUGACAAGCACUCAGGACACAAAGCCGAGAACGGCCCAGGCGUGGUGGUCCUUCGGGCCAGCUUCGAGGAGAGACAGCCGUACGCACACAUGAACGGGGGACGCAAGAACGAGAGGGCCUUACCGUUGCCCCAGUCUUCGGCCUGCUGAUCCUUAGAACCAGAAUCUCACAGAAACAAAACACAGAAAAAACACACGUAUUGGGGGAAGAAAGAAAGAAAAUUACAAUAUAUUCAAAGCCUACUGUACCUCAGUGGAUCUUCAGAACUGCCAUAGCUGCACUUGGGAGAACCCUUUUUUCAGUAAACAAGUUAUCGUUUUUUCUUUUUUCAAUAUGCAAGCAGAUGUUUGUUUCAGUAAAGGACUCCAUUCAUGGGGCACACAGUUGGCCUUUUAAAACUCUAAUGUUAACACUUAAUAGCAACAGAAAACUUGAGAUCUGAUGUCUCUCUCUCUCUUUCUUCUCUCUCUCUCUCUUUCUGUCUCUGUCUUUGCUUCAUAAUGGGAAACAUAUCUGCGUGCAAGUUCAACCGUACAGCACUUUUAUCAGAUCAAAGAUAUCGCAGGCCAGGUGGCUCCCCAGUACCUUUGCAAGCACCUGCCUAACACUGUAGGUCUUUAUUAAAAAACAAAAAAAACAAAACAAAAAAACACAUACAAAAAAAAAAAAAGAAACAAAAAAAUAACAAAAACACACAGAAAAAAAAAAAACAAAAAAAAAUUUAAAAAGACUGGAUUUUUAAUGUUGCUCUUUAAUCUUUUUAGGAACACGUAAAAGAAUAAAAAAGGGCCAUCAUUCGUCCAAGGUUGUUACCAUUUUCAACGCUGCCAAAUUUUGCCAAAAAAAUGAACUCUGUUUUUUGUUUUUGUUUUUUUUUGUAGGCAUGGAAGGAGCACAGUAAUCAACUGCUCUGUUUAAAGGAGAUCCUGACCAAUAAAUUCUAUUCAAUCAUACACUGGUAUUUAAAAUAAAAACAAAAAUCAAAUUGUCUAGACCUUUUUUCAAAACUGGACAAAAUGUGAUUUUUUUCUUGCGAUGGAGAAGAUAAAAGGGAUGGGGUAAAGAAACAGCCCUCUCUCCACUCCUGUCCCCAUCCCUAUGAAUUCUGGACAAAACUGGCAGUGGUGAGCUAAACAAACGUGUGCAUUUUGUAAAAAAAAAAAAUAAAAAAAUUCAACCGCACGCCAAAAAUGAAACAUAAAAAACAUGAAAAAACCGGCAGAGAUCUCCAUCAUUGCAGCCUGCCUUCCUUCACAGGCUUGCAAGGAAAAAACACCUAUAAAACAAAAAUUGGAGAAGACAAAAAAAAGCAGUAACCGGAUUCAAGUAUAUAAUGCUUUGUUGACCUUUUCUCUUUAUUAUUAAGACUUCUCGAAGGGUCUUGCAGUUCUAUGUUAGACCAUGGAUCAUUUGCAUACACAUUGUCUUUUGUGUCACUUUUAUAACUUUUUUACGGUUCAGAUACUCAUCUAUAUGUCUGUACAGAAAAAAGCUGCUAUUUUUUUUGUUCUUUAUCUUUGUGGAUUUAAUCUAUGAAAACCUUCAGGUCUGCCCUCCUUCCCUUCCCUUCCUUCCCACUUCAACAGAUUUUCUUAUGCUUUGUACUAUAGUGUGUAACUUUUACUUCUUCCUUCCCAGUAACUGAUACCUUUCAUAUGAUUUGCCAUGAACUGUUUAAUGCCUUUUUAUAAAUACAUUUCCUCCUUUUUUUUUUUUUUUUUUUUUUUUUCCCAUUAGUUGUUUUACAACAUCUUGGCUGUGUGGGUUACAGGGCUUUUGAGGAGGACAUGGAGAAAGAAGGGACACCCUGCGUGGAAACACUCUGGCAGCGGUGUGGUGUUUUUAAAACCCGGUUUUCCUUCCUUCCCACUAACCUCUGCCCAGGCAGCAUGCGAGUCUGUUACAGUGCAAGGCAUGAUACAAACUCAGGUCAGAAAAAAGGUUAAAUAUUUAGUACAUUCUUGUUCAGUGUUUAUAUUCAUUGUUGUACAAGGGUCCUCCCCCUCCUUCCCUCCCUGCUUGUUUUGGUCGUGGCACACAUCCACCCACCCAUCCCCACACACACUCCCCACACAGACAGACAGACACACACCUUUUUUAUUUGUUGGGUACAACAGCAGACGCCAGGCUUUUGGGUCACUGAUUUUUAAAAUGACUCUUUUAACUCUUCCACCCACGAGUGAGAGCUGUACCGAUUGCAGCUGGCGGUGCCGGGCGUUCUUAGGGUGGCCGUUCACCACCUGGCCCCAGCUCUUCGCCUUCCUGCUGAGGAAGCCCUCGUGGAGGAUGCCUUGGGCUGCACUUUGCACCCCUGGUCAAAACAAAAUAAUGCAACAAAACAGCAUGCCAUUUCCAUGGGGCAGGGUGGAAGCACAUAGCUGAGGCCAGUGGCUCGGCUAGCAAACAGCUACGUGUUGGCAGCUAUGGAAACCUGUACAAGUCCAAGCCUGUUGCUUAAAUCAUAGACCAAACCUCAGAACAAAAGAAAAUGAGUAAGCUUGUUUGUUCAGUUGCAGAAGCCUUGGUGAAAAGGGAAGGAGGGGGCCAUCAUCAAGUCUAUAACCAAGGAGUCGUACCAGUUGCUCAUCUUAGUUACAGCAUCUAAGCCUUUGUUUAGCACUGAUCCAACCAAAUGAUGGCAGUGAAGAGGUGGUUCUGGGAUGGAAAUGUUUAAAUCUUUUGAGUAAGAACAAAGAAUUAAAAUAUACUGAUUGCUAGUUUUGACUGGAGAUUUUAAAAAGUUUGUAGUGCUUUUUGCUUGUGUAGUUUAGGUCCCAUUAUCUUCUCUUGCCUCUGUCCCAUAGUUAUUUUUCCCUUUUAAAAAUGAAAAAGACAAAAAAGUUAAUUAAGAAGGUAUUCUAUGUAGGAUUUUUUUAUUUAUUUUUGUGAUAUCAGUUUAAAUCACUGUAGAGAUGCCCCAUAAUAAAUUUAAAUACUGAGAUAAGGGUUUUUGAGUAUGACAGGGGGACAGUUUUUGAUUUUUUUCAAACAUUUAUCUACCUCACUCUUAUUUUUUUAUAUGUGUGUAUAUAAAAAAAAUACAUCUCACAUUUCUCAGCAGCCAAUAAAUGCCGUUGAUACUGGUAACCUCUCACUCCAUAAACCACAUGCUCUAGGUUCUGGAGGGGAACAGUCACUGCUCAUCACAAAGGGUCACUUCAGAAUAUUUGCCUCAAUUCCAAGGAGCUUGGCCUUUUUGGUCCCAAUUUGUUACUAUGAGAGAAAACCAAGAGGUGGCUGACUUAAGGUUAUUCUAAGGAAACACGAAGCCAUUUUAAUGUGUUGUCAUGGCAUGUUUAAAGGAGUGGACAAAUAGGUGACCUGAUAUAAGAACUUUAAAUUAUGAGUAUUUGAUCAAAUUUGUUACAGAAAUGAUUUGUUUACAAUGUUUGCAGGUCCAGAAGAGUUUCUAGAAUAAAGGAAUGGACUUUCUAUUUGUCCUAAGUCAUUCCUGCCAGUCUUUCCUCAGAUACCACAAGCACCAAGAAGAUACUUGGUUGAAUCAGCAUUCAUUUGGCUCAUACAGCAAGCAUUGCUUUUUUUUUUUAAUUUUCUUUUUGACCAAAACAGUGAAAAAACCUGCCCUGGGCUGCCUGAUGAUAUUACUACAUCAAGUUUACAGCUUUGGAUCUUUGCUGCUUCUGUUUAAUGAAAGCACUGAUUUUUUUUUUUUUCUUUUUUUCUUCAAAACUAACAUUGAAUUGAUUUUUUUUUUUAAUGUGCCAGUAAAACUUCAGUUCCCUUUUCAUCCCCCAUUUAUAUGCUUUGUAACUGUGGAUUCUGAUGGACCAGCCAUCAAAUUUUAACUGCCCUCUGACAGAGUGUAACUGGUUUACAGGCACACAGGACUAACACGAGCUUGCCAUCAACAUGAUGUAUAAUGUUUCUCUUUUUCCAGCUCUGGCAGCUGUUCGUGCAGGUGUUGGUUGUGGUAUCUGAAUAAUGUGGUGCUUGGCUACUUGGAGCUGUACAUGGCCUCUUGAAUAUACAGUCCUGUGGUUAAGUACUACAGGGUUUGUCUUUGGAGGGAGCAUUUUUCAAACCCUGAAAAAAAAAUAAAUAAGGUUUUACUAUGCUGUUCUUGUUUUCCCCCUUUUUUUGAGCUUCUUGUGACCUUUUGGUGUAGUGACUAUUCCCCUCUCUUGCACAUAUUGAUUACCACAACUGGAGAUCCUCAGAUCUUUCAGCUGGCUAGGAGGGUUUUGUUAAAACUGUCCAAGUUACUGGUUUUUAUAAUUUUAUGUAGGUGGUUUAAAAAUGCAUUAGGAAGAAACACUAAUGACGUAGCACCCAUCAUGAUAAACAUUUCAAAAAGCACUUCAAUAGAAGACAGUCAUGGGACUAAAAGUACGCAUGUGUGAUGACAGUCAGCUCUCCUGGACCAAACCACCUUCAUGAUACCAUUGUGUUCUGUGUUUGCAAUUCAAGCUUAAUUACUUUUUUGUUCUGUUUGUUUCCAUAGCUUUUUUUUGUUGUUGUGUUUUGUGCAUUUUGAAUAGCUUUAUUCACAUGGGUUUUUCAUGCAGACUUCCCUUGGACAGUAAAUCAAGUUGUUUAUGCAUGUGAACAACUGAGAAUUAAUGUUGGCUUGAUAGAGUCAUAAUAUGGUUUGUAAUGUUGUUCUUCCCUGAGACCACUGGCUUGUCUGGUAUGGAAAAUUUAUUUAGAACUUGAGCUAUGUUUGAAUAAAGUUAAAGUAAUCCAAUUUGUUUAUAAAUUAAAAGCAAAAGCCCACCCAGUCCUGAAAACCAGCAUUUUGACAAAUGGUACCAAGAUGUUCUAAUUGCAGUAGGCUAACAAAUUGUCAUCGCAGUGGGGGAGGCUUUGAUUUAGCACUCGGGCCGUUGUUCUCACCUGACUGGCAUUGCAAAGCUUCGCAGUGGCACAGAAGGUGGUUUGGUUGCAAAGGAAGGUGGCUCCUAUGUAAGCACAGAAGUGUCAGCUGCUUGGUGCUGAGAUGCACUUUCAGGGGAGCGAUAAAGUAGACGCAGAAGCCAAGCGUGAUGGGAAGUUUGAGGCCAGCCUGUGUCCGCCAAGUCUUUCUCAGCACGAUGCCUCUGCUCUGUAAAGCUGGUUCUAAGUGAUGUAUGAUUCCAGGGAUGCUCGCACUGAUGCUCCUGUUGGUGUUUAGAAACAAGUGAAGCCCGGUUUGCCCAGGACGACUGGUCACCAGACGGAACUGCUCUCAGGUCCUCUGGGAACUGCCGAGGGGUGUUCAGUACAAUCUGAGUCUAAGUGAAUGACACUCCUGUUGUUGGUAUAACUCCAUACAUAUAUAUCUAUAUAUGCAUAUAGAUAUCUGCAUAUGUAUAUCUAUAAUAUAGAUAUAUAUAUAUUUAAACCCUGUUCAUUCCAUUAGUGCAAGUAACACUUGUUUCCUGUUGUUCUUAUUUUGUUUGUCAACAGCGUGUUUAAUCACUGGGCUAAACAACAGUGGAGGAAGGUGCAAGGGAUCCACUCCUUACUAACCAGUGAUAAAAGCCAGAUAUUGCAACUUAACCCAUGAGUAGUUGUGCAGACAAGACUUUAAGAAUGAUGUGUAGAAAAAACACAGUGGCCAGGGGUGCUGAAGAUACAGAACUGCAAAUAGGCAGGAGGGCUUCAAAGGAUGCCUCAGUUCAGAGAACUGGUUGCUCAGAGGUGAAAAGCAGCCUCCAAUAUUGAGUGCAGCCAGGUAAAUCAGAAUUGAGAAGUAUUUGUAUGGAGACGUAUGAAAACAAAGGAUAUGGAAAUGCGUAUUUACAAAGACACAGGGCUUGGCAGAAGUUUGAAGUUGUUUCCUGAGCUUGGUGUGUGGGACAGCAGCAGAGCUCAGAUUCUGAUCAUUGGUACUUGUAAAUAAACCUUUUGACUUUCCAGCUGAAGUAGUAAACUCGUUAACGGGAGUUUGAUGGUUUUUAUUAUCGAUCUGUAUGAAUCAGUCUCAACCUACACUUGGUCUGUUUUGCAAGUACCUUAAGACUAUCACUAGGUUGUAUGCGUGCGUGUGUGUGUGCGUCCAUCUUUUUUUGUAUGCGUUACGUUGAUUAGUAAUCCAUUAGCAUUUUCAAUAGGGCUUUAAGUCCAGUAGAUUACGGGUAGUCAGUUGACGAAGAUCUGGUUUACAAGAACUAAUUAAAUGUUUCAUUGCGUUUUGUAAGUACAUAGAAUAAUUUUAUAAAAUGUUUGUAGUUUAUUAAUGCCUAAAAUAUAAUUUAAGGGCACUUUUCUGUGUCUGUGUGGGUGUGUCUGUAUGUGAUCAGUUUUUUUUUUUUGAUGGUACCAGUUUACUAGCUAGCUUUACAAUAUGCCAAAAAGGAUUGCUAACUUGUCCAAUUCAUGGCUCAUCCCCCUCCCCUUACCCACCCAAGCUUUGUGUCCCAGUAUACAGCGAAUGAAUAAAGAAGUUGGGGAAAUGUUCUGUAUCUUCAGUAUCCUGGUCUUCCAGAGCCCUCUGGUUGGGGUGGGAUCAUCUUAACUGGUCAUUUCACUUUACUGUCUAGUGCAGUUAACUAAAUGGACUACACGAACCUCACUGGUUCGGGAAACAGAACGGGUUUUGCUGCUACGCAGUCUCACUUGUGCUGUUCAGUACCUGCUUAACGGUUGCCAGGUGGUUUGAAGGAUACGACUGCCUAAGAGAAAGAGGGAAGACAGUUUUGUAAUGACUGUUGAAGAACUAUUUGCAGAUGUCUCAUCGUUCUAAAAGUUUGUAUGCAGCCUCUAAAGAUACUGAGUACCAUUUGAAGCUUUGUUGAAAGAGGCAAAGCAGGGUCCCUAUUUAUUUUUAUUUAAGAAUACUGAAGAUCCCUUCCCCCCCCUGAAAUUAGGCUAACUGCAUUUCUGAAGUGUUACGAUGAUUUAGGUAUUGUUUAAAGUCAGCUCUUCUGUUUUCUAAACCAGUGAGGUUUGAGAUGAAAGGAUUGGCCAGAGUUUGUCUACCUCUGGGACAAAAACAAAACUAGAAAGUGCUAAGGAAUGGAUGCAGUUGCAAAUACAACAUUUUCCAAGUUUUCUUGUUUAAAUUUUUUUAAGAGAAAAUUAAACAAUAACAUGGCCAAUUUAUUACAUAAAAAAGACUUGCUGUGUAUAAAUUAUUCCUAAAGAAAUUCCUGUGUUUAUAUUAAAAUGAAUCAGUAGAUAAAAAAAAAAAUUCAAAAUGUUUUUGUAUAUUCUGUUGUAAGAAUUUAUUCCUGUUAUUGCGAUAUACUCGGGAUUCUUUACAUUAUGAAAAGAAGAAACUUUGUCUAUUUUGAAUGGCUGAAGCUAAGGCUCCUUUAGUUUCUCUUACUCUGCUUUUUUCUAGUAGUUUCAGUACUACAUGAUUUAAGUUAAAUAAAAGAAUUCUGUAUGCA
Molecule: messenger RNA, 11277 nt
Organism: Anas platyrhynchos (mallard)
Lineage: Eukaryota; Metazoa; Chordata; Aves; Anseriformes; Anatidae
Gene: IGF1R
Product: insulin like growth factor 1 receptor
Biological process (GO): insulin-like growth factor receptor signaling pathway; positive regulation of MAPK cascade; regulation of JNK cascade
Cellular component (GO): plasma membrane; axon; insulin receptor complex
Molecular function (GO): ATP binding; phosphatidylinositol 3-kinase binding; insulin receptor substrate binding
Source: RefSeq, a predicted model, not a curated record